Messenger RNA from Selaginella moellendorffii, 1669 nucleotides. RefSeq lists its product as uncharacterized. The transcript has 4 exons. The record is from RefSeq and is a predicted model, not a curated record. Bases 403 to 1593 code for a protein of 396 amino acids. NCBI's taxonomy places the organism in Eukaryota, Viridiplantae, Streptophyta, Lycopodiopsida, Selaginellales, Selaginellaceae.
AGAGUUCUUUCUUUUCCGCUAGCGAUGGUCAAGAAGAGGCGCUACAUGAGCGAAGGCGGCGCAUAUGGAAGAUUUUCGUCCCAGAUUUUGGAUUCCAAGAAGCUAGUUCUUGGAUCUUUGGGAGAGAAUUCGCCUCCCUCGGCGGCAGCCGAUCUCAUUGGUUAGAUUUUCUGGAAAUUGGAGCUGUGGUCAAGAGAUACAUUUGUGGAGAUCUCCCUGGGUCCCUCCCCCCAGGCUAGCGUGGUCCCCGCGCGGCGCUCUGAUCGAAAGGACGCUCGAAUUUUUCUCUCUACCAUCUAGACAAAUGCUGUCGGUGAGGCUAUUGGAAUUCAACGCUGGAAGCGGAGUUUUCCGGUAUUUGGCUACUAAACAGGGAAAUCCAUAGCAAGAAAACACUCGCAAAUGGGCUGUGCGAAUUCUAAGGAAGUAGCGACGGCUAGAUCGCCCAAGAGGCUAGGACACUCUCGGUCUUGGAAGAAGCGCCUGCUCAUUCCAAUUGUGGAGGUCUUCCUCCAUAGCAGGAACCACAGAGCCAAGCACGCUCCUGAGCCGCUGCCAAUCGCAGAGAAAGUCAGAGCUCGCCAGGAGGAGAAAAAAGAUGGUUUUGAGGCGAUGGAGGCAGUCGAGGUGAUUGACGUGGUGGCGCUCAUGGAGGGGCUGGAAGAGCAAGACGAGAAAGCAGCGUGUGUCACAAUGCCGGAGGCGAGGAGUGACGGGCAGGCAACGCCAGAGUCGUGGACUGACCAGGACGAGAUCUCCUCUCUCUGCGAGGCAUCAUCGCCGGAGUCUAGCCGGAAUCACUGUGGAAGUCCGAAGAGCCCCCGGAGUCCACUGGUGUUUGGAGGACCGCAUUCGCAUUCACAGCGCAGUCUCAUGAAGGGAUUGACAAGGUGUGGGGACAACACGCCAGACAUCGUGGUGGCCAGGAAUUUUUCCUUCAACCUCCGGUCGUGCGUUGAUCAGGCCCCCACGCCGAAAGUCAUCCUCGACUCCACCUCUCCACUUUUGAGCAACGACGGAUCUCGUGACUUCAAGCACAGGUUAGCCAUCCAAUGCGUGACUUCUUCUUCCACCAGAGACAACGCCGCAAACGAUGACAGUGAUCUUCUCUCCACAUUCGAGUCCAUGAUGGAGCAAAUUCGCAACGACCACUGGAUCUCGGAGGUCUCGAGCUCGACGAUCGAAGAACCUCCCAGGGACAGGCUCACGCACCAGCUCAAACCACAGGAAUGCUGCACCACCACAGCGAUUCAUGGCAUUGCAUUCGAGAGCAAAGACGUCUCCUCGGAGCCGGAGUUGGGCGAUGGCUACAGUCGAGUUCCAGCGCUGUUCGUCGAUGGAAGGUACAUUGGUGGCGUGGAGCGGCUAAACGAAUUGAAAAGCAAGUGCCAACUUCGCAAGCUCUUGCAUGAUCCAAGCGGCGGAGAUUUGUGGAGAGACACCGCCAUGGCUUGCAAGGGGUGUGGAGGAGCGAGCUUGGUGCCAUGCCUGGAUUGCAAUGGGAGCCGCCGGUUUAUAGCGGACAAUGGGCUGCCGGAGGGCUGUACGGAGUGUACGGUGAAUGGAAUGGUACGGUGCCCGCUGUGUACGUAGCUGGCGAUCGGAAAAGGUGGUGGACUGGUAUAAAAGAGCCCCAAAGAGGUGAAAGGACAAACCCUAUCACACCGAC